Humulus lupulus (European hop) is the source of this 2064-nucleotide messenger RNA. RefSeq lists its product as uncharacterized. The record is from RefSeq and is a predicted model, not a curated record. Lineage: Eukaryota; Viridiplantae; Streptophyta; Magnoliopsida; Rosales; Cannabaceae. The transcript has 2 exons. Bases 192 to 1481 code for a protein of 429 amino acids.
UAGGAUAAAACAGGUAAGCAGCCGACAUACAUUUUAGUAAUCGCAUGAAGCAGCAGUAGCUAGCUUGGCUAGCUCUCUCUACCAAAACAUACAUACAUAUGUUCCCAAAGCUCCCUCCUGUAAACACAUAAAACGCAGAGAAAAACUUCAAUCAAAUCCACAAAACGACAUCAGAAGGUCACAAAACGACCAUGGAUCCUUGCCCAUUCGCCCGCCUAAUAGUGGAGUCGCUCGCUCUCAAACUGCCCCACCAAGCCACCAAACCGGCUGGCCCAGGCGUCCACCCUUCCACCACUCCUUGCUUCUGCAAGCUCAGCAUCAAGAACUUCCCCUCACAGACGGCUCUGCUCCCUCUCUGCUCAUCCCCCGGCGACUCUCCACCUGAUUCCGCCACCUCCUCCGCUGGAUUUCACCUCGACUCCAUCGCUCUCCGCCGCAUCAAGGCCGCUGGAAAGCCCGUUACCCUUCGCGUCUCGGUCUACACGGGGCGCAUGGGACGCACGUGCGGGGUCACCAACGGGAAGCUUCUUGGCCGGGUCAACGUGAAUGUGGACCUGAGUGGGGCCGAGUUUCGCCCGGGGGUUUUCCAGAGUGGGUGGUUGAAGCUCGGGAGCGAGAAGGAGGAGAACAAGCCGUCCUCCUCUGCUAGACUUCACGCGGUGGUCCGGUCCGAACCGGAACCCCGCUACGUGUUUCAGUUCGGAGGCGAACCGGAGUGUAGCCCCGUCGUUUUUCAGAUUCAAGGGAAUAUACGACAGCCCGUUUUUAGUUGCAAGUUCAGCGCCGACCGGAAUGCAAGAUCCCGAUCACUACCCUCAGAUUUCACCAUCAACAGCAGUAGCAGAAACAGGGGAUGGAUGAGAACAUUUUCCGGCGAAAGAGAGAGGCCGGGAAGAGAAAGAAAAGGAUGGAUGGUGACCAUUCACGAUCUCUCUGGCUCGCCGGUGGCGGCGGCUUCAAUGAUAACUCCGUUCGUUCCGUCCCCUGGUUCGGACCGGGUUUGGCGGUCGAACCCUGGCGCCUGGCUCAUUCUCCGACCGCACGGCGUCUCCGUCAGUAGCUGGAAGCCUUGGGGUCGCCUAGAGGCGUGGCGGGAGAGAGGCCCCGUCGAUGGUUUGGGCUACAAGUUCGAGGUCCUCUCUGAGAACGCCAAUGGUCCCACAACCGGCAUUCCUAUCGCCGAAGCCACGAUGAACGUGAAAAAGGGUGGCCAAUUCUGCAUCGACAGUAGGCUGCCCGUGGCAGCGUUGACUCAGAGGUCUCCGGUCAAAGGCUUCGUCAUGGUGUCAACGGUGGAGGGCGAGGGAAAAGUCAGCAAACCCGUCGUCCAAGUCGGAGCUCAGCACGUGACUUGCAUGGCGGACGCUGCUCUCUUCAUCGCUCUAUCCGCCGCCAUUGAUCUCAGCAUGGACGCUUGCCGUUUAUUCUCGCAUAAGCUGAGGAAGGAGUUUUCCCAUGACGAACAAGAAUUCUUCUCUUAAUAGUCAUAAUACCCCAAAAAAUCUCCCCCCUCCUCCCCCCAAAAAGGUCACCUGAUGGCUGUGAUAAUCAAGUUUUUUUCUUUGCUCAAGAAAAUUGUUUGGUUUGAGCUUCAAAAUAUAUGUGAUAUAUAUAUAUAUAUAUUUUAAGUAGUGUUAUUCUUUUAAUUCUUUUUGAUCCAUCAUUUUUUAAUUUUCCUCCAAUUUUUUUCUCACAGAAAUUAAGUGUUCCUUUUUUUUCCCCUGUUUUUGCGAGUGUCUUUCAAGCUCAACAACAGGUCAAGCCUGGUGGCUUUUGUUCUGGUUUUUGUGGGGGGUCUUGGCAUUGAAGACUGACCAGACCAUCCAUACAUGCAUGGUUUCGGUAUUCUAGAGUGAUAGAGUGGGUUUCCUCGUCUUAAUUCUGCAAUGGCUAUUUUAGAGUUUUAUUAUACAUUCUAUACUUAUUGGAGAUUUUUCUUAUAAUUAAUAUUUGAUCUGUACAUAUGUAAUGUACAUUUCAAAUCUUUUUACAAAUUCCAAGUGUAAAUCUGUAACAAAUAUUGCUACCAUUCUUUUGACAUCUUUGGCCUCCUAUUUUUUCUAA